CAGGUGGUGGAGGUCAUGGGCUUCAAUGUGGUUGCAACGAAGACCAAAAGUAAAGGCAGCCAGGCACAGUCUCCCCUGACCCAGAAUGUGACAGCAAUCCAAGGAGGGACUGCAACACUGACCUGCAAGGUGGACCAAAAUGACAACACCUCCCUCCAGUGGUCGAAUCCAGCCCAGCAAACCCUCUAUUUUGACGAUAAGAAAGAUGUACCCUCCAUAAAAGAGCCUGACUCCAAAGGCAAGACCUUCACAGUGAGAAGCACCCUGGGCCUACAGGUAGACCGUAACGAUGAUGGUGUUGCUGUGAGCUGCUCUGUGGACCAUGAAUCACUUCGCUCUUCACCACAAGUGGCCAAGCAAGUACUUGAUAUUCAAUAUGUACCUUCAGUGAAGAUUGAUUUCUCCAGGAACUUUGCACGAGAGGGAGAUGAAUUGAGGCUGGAGUGCCGUGCUACUGGGAACCCAACGCCUGAGGCAGUGAAGUGGAAGAAAGAUGGGGCGGAGCUGCCGGAUCCUGACCGCAUGGUGGUUGAGGGCAAUGUGCUGAUCAUCAGCGCCCUGAAUAAAACCGACAAUGGCACAUAUUACUGUGAGGCAGCGAACACCAUGGGCCACAACAGUGCUGAGUACAUCCUGUUUGUAUACGGUGAGUCACCAGGACCCUGUCACGCACUCCCCCGCCCUUCCAUUCCAGGUGGCUGGGUCGUAUUCCCGUCAACACUCUCCUCGUCCUGA
Messenger RNA from Chiloscyllium plagiosum (whitespotted bambooshark), 735 nucleotides. Lineage: Eukaryota; Metazoa; Chordata; Chondrichthyes; Orectolobiformes; Hemiscylliidae. The record is from RefSeq and is a predicted model, not a curated record.